This is a messenger RNA of Cooperia oncophora, 969 nucleotides long. Lineage: Eukaryota; Metazoa; Nematoda; Chromadorea; Rhabditida; Trichostrongylidae. The record is from the annotation of a GenBank genome assembly.
AUGCGAACGGUGCGAUCAUUCGCAUGUGAGGAAGUCGAGGCCGAUCGGUUCUACAUGAAGCUGACGAAGACCCUUCACGUGACCAGAACGAAGGCGAUUGCUUACAUAGGAUUCCUAUGGGUAUCUGAGCUGUUCCAAACAUUCAUCAUCGUUGCAGUCAUGUGGUAUGGUGGACAUCUGGUUCUCAGUGGAAAAAUGAAGUCAGAUCUGCUCGUUUCAUUCCUACUCUAUCAAAUGCAACUCUGCGAAAACUUGCGACAGAUGGGAGAAGUAUGGACUGGUUUGAUGCAGUCGGUUGGAGCCAGCAGAAAGGUGUUCGAGUACAUCGAUCGCGUUCCAACAAUUACUCACUUCGGAACAGCUCAACCGCCAGUUUUGAAAGGACGUAUUGAGUUCCGUAACGUUCAUUUCAGUUAUCCAACCAGAAGCAACAUACCGAUUCUUCGUGACCUAUCUUUCACGGUUGAACCGGGAGAGACAGUCGCACUUGUUGGUCCAUCUGGAUCAGGGAAAUCUUCGUGCAUUGCUUUAUUGGAGAACUUCUAUCAGCCUAAUGCUGGUCAAGUUCUCGUUGACGGCGUACCUUUGGAAGAUUACGAGCAUCAUUACAUUCACAGAAAGAUUGCUCUCGUCGGACAAGAACCUGUACUCUUCGCCCGUUCUGUCACUGAGAAUAUCCGCUAUGGUGUUGACGUCAUGGAAGCGGACGUGGUGAAAGCAGCUGAAAUGGCCAAUGCGCAUGGGUUCAUUAUGCAAACGACAAUGAAAUACGAGACCAAUGUUGGAGAGAAAGGCAGUCAAAUGUCUGGCGGUCAGAAGCAACGUAUCGCCAUCGCCCGAGCCUUGGUGAGGGAACCGGCCAUACUUCUGCUUGACGAGGCUACUUCAGCGCUGGAUACCGAAUCUGAACAUUUAGUGCAGGCAAGUGGAUGCUUUCCUUUUGCGAGCGGCGCAGUCCUCGUAUACUAG